GCCACAAAACAAAAGUGCGGCAGUUGAAUUGGUUGUCGGUCCCCGUUUAAAAAAACAUAAAACAUUUGAAACGCCGCGAAAAAUAUCACGAAACGGUAUUGGAUGUUCCGUAUAAAUGUGAAUUAUACUACAAUUAAGUUUAGAAAACGCGCAAAUCGGUUUUCAUUGAGAAGGCUAACAUAACGGUUAAUUUGAUUUUUGUUGUUGCUGCUGAGCGCGUAAAAAUUCAAAGAAAUCGCGCGUAUGUGUGUUGGAUCUACUUUUUUUUUAGAGUGUGUGCUUUCGAAAACUGAAUUGAAUAUUAUUUCAAUCGUAGCGCCAUCCAAUAAUUCGGAGUGUCAAAUGAGCUAUAAACAAAAAGAGCUUCUUAAGAACUGAUUAAAAAUGCCGAAUGGCCUGAUUUGAGGGGAGACACAACGAGAAAUUCACGAGAGGAGACUUAAAUCAGCUGGGUGGAAAUUCGAGAGGAAACUCCUAGCAAUGGCAAUCAAUCCGGGAAAAUACAAACCGUCGAUCUGUGCCAUUGACGAGGUAGAUGACCGCAGUUUUAAGCUGCACAACAGCCAGGACGAAAUCGGUGGCAAGCAGCAGCUUCAACAGAUCGAGGGCAGUGAGACGGCCCCGCUGACCACCAAUCAGCAAAAGUUACACAUGGACGACGGAUCCCAUUUAACGCCCAAGGAUUUGGAGGCAGCGAGACAGGAUGCUCUCAACGAGGUCGGCGGUGGAGGAGCUGGUGGCAGGACACCGGCGGCUAUCACACCCAACUCAACGCAUCCUUCGGCCAACGGACUGCGAGCCUUGCUGCUUCCAGGCCGACGAUCCUUCGACGCACUUAUGAGCUUGUCGCGGAAGCGACGCAUCCUCUAUGUGACAACCGCCUGCCUGUGCGCCUUGCUCCUGCUGAUCAUCAUCUUGCUGCUGGCCUUCUGGCCGGAGGUGCCCUUCUAUCUGCGGGCGCCACUCUGCCUAGAGAAGGAGUGCGUGGAAAGCAGCCGGCAGCUGCUUCUGUGGGCCAACACUUCGAAGAGUCCUUGCCACGAGACGUACGAGUGGGCCUGUGGCAAUUUUGCCAGCGACUAUGCCAACCACGACUAUUAUGUGAUCAAACGCGGCGAGUGGAACUACGAGACUUACAAUGAGUAUCAGGAACUCAAUGAACUGAAUCGCUUUAUUGCAAUGCUGCCGAACUCGCAAGACGGUUCCGUGGAGUCCACGGUGAGCAGUCUGUAUCAUAGUUGCCGCGAAACAGAUGUCCUGGACAAGAGCCAGUCAGAUCUGCUUCUGAAACGAGCCAUCAACGCUGUGUAUGGCUGGCAGGCAUUUCGUGAUUCCAAUCGUCUACAAUCCUGGAAUCGCGACCGGGCCCUGGUGGUACUACAGUCUAAACAUGGCAUUUUCCCCUACUACCGCGUCAGCGUGGAGAACGGCUAUAGCAAUCCUCAUGACUAUGUGAUUACCCUGGACGAGGGAGAACUUGGUUUGCCCGAUAAGUACUUUUAUGGUAACGAUGCCGACGAGGAAGUGGUUCGUGGCUAUAAGCUGCUCCUCAGGGAUUUUGCAAUCAAUAUGGGAAUCGUUUCCCGGGAGGCUGAUCUGUUCGCAGACGAUAUUUUCCAUUACGAACGUCGUAUUGUGAACCACAUAGAGGAUGCCAAGGCUGAUGGAAGCCGUCAGCUGAAUAAGCUUAUGCGUCUUGCCGAUCUGAAAAUAAAAGCACCUUCUCUGCCCAUUCUAGAGUCCUUGCAGGCCAUUUUCCCAAAAACCAAAAUCACUGAAGACACCGAGGUGUUGGUCCGCGAUGUAGAAGUUAUGCAAGCUCUAUCUAUUCUACUCACUACAUCAGAUAAAAAGCCAAUUAACAACUUCAUUAUUUGGUCACUGGCCCGAAAAAUGCUGCCCCAUUUGUCCAAGGAAUAUCGGACCGUGGCGGAAAACUUCGACCAUGCCCUAUAUGGACGAACCGCCAGCUAUCCCAGUUGGCUUAUCUGUAGCAAGGUAGUGCGUGAUUGGCUGCCCUUUGCCGUGGAUGCACUGCAGCAACAGCCACCAAGGCAACAAUUUGAAACGGUGACCUCGAAAAGCUUAGGAUUGAACAAGACCCAAGGCAAUGAAGAGCUUCUCAAGUUGAUGUUCUUUAGUUUGCGAAAUCAGUUAAAGGAUUCCCUGGAGCAAGCUAAAUGGUUGGAGCCAGCGGCCAGGCAAUUUAUCCAGAAGAAACUUAACGAGAUGCGCCUCCAGUUUGGAAUACCCGAUGAAGUCUUGCAGCAGCCCAACUACCUUGCGCAAUACUACAACGAACUGAUACUUAAUAAUGUUUAUUUUGUGGAGCAUUUGGAGGGAAUUUGGACAUUCCGUCGUUCGCAGAUGGAGAAGAAGCUGGGCACGCUGGGCAUGGUGGAUGUCAUUGUUUCCGAGAUGUACACAAAUGAAAAUCCAAAGGCUAUCGCCUAUUCCAACAAGCUGAAUAUGCUUCUCGUAUCUAAGGUAUUGAUCAGCUCCAAUUACUACGACUACCGAUAUCCUGUAGCUGUAAACUUUGCCCGCAUAGGCACGGAUAUAUUGGAGGCCCUGAUCGAUAACUUUUCCACCUUCCUGCUGCAGUUCAAUACCCAAAGCACGGAUAUCAGUGACGCAGCACCGGAGAUCCGGUAUGCGCAACCGGAUGUGAACUGCCUGGCGGCAGGACAGCCACCACGAUUGGUCCACGAACUGAAUGAGUUGUCGAGUAAUGCCCUUAAGAGCUUUCAUGUCACACUGAGUGCAGCGCGAACGGCGGCCAGGGCGUUGAGUAACUUUGUGAAUGCCAUCGAUGCAGGCAGUGCCAUUCAAGGAUCGGGCAUUGAUCAGGUCAAUACCUAUGAAGCCCUUGGCCUUACCAGGCGCUUGAGAGUACCGGGGCUAAGAUCUUUUAACGAGAACGAGCUAUUUACACUGGCCUACAUGCAGCAGCACUGCAGCACCUCCAUUGCGGACAAAGACUAUGCCAGGAUUAAGCCACUUGUAGAGAGCCAGCUGGCUGAGAGUUAUCUCUUUAAUGCCACCUGGCAGCACAUCCAGUUCCUGCCUCGCUCCACAAACUGUGCCGCCGCGGAGGCAAGUUGCUCCAACUUACUCUGAGAUGCAAUUUUCCAUCCAUCAGGACCCCAACCAACGCCAGAGCCCUGUGGAUGAACCCUAGAUGAUGGCCUCAUCAGUUGCAAAGUGGAUCAACCUACAUAUUUAUUGUACUUUUUUUUACUCCCACACAUUGCCAGAGACACACGAAGACAGAAUAUACGAUACAGAAAGCUCCCUACACACACACACACAUCGCCUUAGUUAUAGUUUUUAGAAUUAAGCAUACUACUUAAAUUAACCAUGAACGAUUAGACUUAACAUUGACUAGCCACUGUUGACAUCACGACACGCAUUCGCACAUUCUGCUCUAACUUGGCACAAAGUAAUCAAGUUGAGCCGUAAGUCGGAUUAAGUACGAAUCCUACGCCUAAUUUAGUCUAGUUCGGAAACCUUAACUUAGUUAGUUGCUAAGCGCCAUCUGCCACCCUGUAUAAAUUUAUGAAUUUAAUUUUUGGAGAACAAUUAAAUGAGAAUGACUUUCAGCA
Messenger RNA from Drosophila eugracilis, 3605 nucleotides. It is a transcript of the gene goe, whose product is annotated as protein gone early. The transcript is spliced from 11 exons. Gene Ontology annotation, biological process: protein processing. Gene Ontology annotation, cellular component: plasma membrane. The record is from RefSeq and is a predicted model, not a curated record. Lineage: Eukaryota; Metazoa; Arthropoda; Insecta; Diptera; Drosophilidae. Gene Ontology annotation, molecular function: metalloendopeptidase activity. The coding region runs from base 481 to 3120 and encodes 879 amino acids.